UGCGGCGGUUCCCGCGACAGUUUCGAGUGCAUAGCCAACCGGAGAGGAACGAAGAACAUCCAAUGAUGGAGCCGAAACAGGAUUCGCCCGUCUACGCCAACUACGAGGACAUGCGAAACUCCGGUCCUACGAGCUCUACGGCCUACAUGGUCAACAUGGGCCCCGGUGAACUGGCUCCCGAGGACCCGGCUCGGACUCCCGGGCCCACUCAGCAGUACCGCGGCUUUAAGACAUCGGAGAACGAGCCGAAGGGCUUCAUGGAGUGGGUGGUGACCUUCUUCUCUGUGCUGAUCUUCAUCAUCACCUCGCCCAUCGCCAUCUUUAUCUGCUUCAAGGUGGUGGCGGAGUACGAGCGGGCGAUCAUCUUCCGCCUGGGCAGGCUGAGCGGCGGGGCGCGUGGUCCGGGCAUGUUCUUCAUCUUGCCGUGCAUCGACGAGUACCGCAAGGUGGACCUGCGGACGGUUACCUUCAAUGUGCCGCAGCAGGAGAUGCUGACGAAGGACUCGGUGACGGUCACCGUGGAUGCGGUGGUCUACUAUCGGAUCAGCGAUCCCCUGUACGCAGUGGUGCAGGUGGAGGACUACAGCUUGUCCACCCGCCUGCUGGCUGCCACCACGCUGCGGAACAUCGUCGGCACCCGCAAUCUCUCUGAGCUGCUCACCGAGCGCGAGAUCCUGGCCCACACCAUGCAGUCCACCCUGGAUGAGGCCACCGAGCCGUGGGGCGUCAUGGUGGAGCGCGUGGAGAUCAAGGACGUCUCCCUGCCCGUUUCCAUGCAGCGUGCCAUGGCCGCCGAGGCAGAGGCCGCCCGCGAUGCUCGUGCCAAGGUGAUUGCAGCCGAGGGCGAGAAGAAGUCCGCCACGGCCCUCAAGGAGGCCUCCGAUGUCAUCUCCUCGAGCCCCUCAGCGCUGCAGCUGCGCUACCUGCAGACCCUGAGCAGCAUCUCGGCGGAGAAGAACUCCACGAUCAUCUUCCCCUUGCCCAUGGAGCUGCUGACCCCGUACCUGGCCAAGUACGCCCACUUGAUGGGGCCGCCACCGCAGCCUCCGCAAGAGCAGGAGAAGUCCGACAACCUGCUGUUGAAUGCCCAGGCCGCUUGGCCCAAGACAAACCUAUGAUAUAACCGAAACGUAUUGCGCAGAGAUUGCAAAUCUUGAGUAUUUCUCCUUUUUUCGCAAAGGAAAACUGAAUUAGAAAGUUAUAAAAUAACUGAUAUGGUUUAUAUUUGAUUAUUCAAUUAAAUUCUAUAUGACAUUUCGGAAAAUCAUCCAUUUGUAGGACAUUCCUUUAAAAUUUAACUGAAAUUAGUCAGGAUAUGAGAUUUUUCUAAUUUAAUUGAUAAAAGCUUUUCUUUCUUACUUGUAUUUUGUAUUAACAAAAUUGAAAGUAACACUUAUUUUGUAAUUUUAAUCAAAAGAUCAAAAAUAUUUUUCUUCGUGAUCACGAUACACAAGGUUCCCAAAUGAGGUUAUCCAAUUUUAUAAAUAACCAAUAAUUAAUUUUAAAGAUGAUUUCAUUGAAUUCAACUUAAAUAAGGGUUGCAAUAAACCCACAACCAGAUAAUAAAUAAAACUUGGUUAAACAAACUAAAA
Molecule: messenger RNA, 1592 nt
Organism: Drosophila suzukii
Lineage: Eukaryota; Metazoa; Arthropoda; Insecta; Diptera; Drosophilidae
Gene: Mec2
Product: Mec2
Cellular component (GO): plasma membrane
Source: RefSeq, a predicted model, not a curated record